UUUCCUUCACAGCAAACGCGCAAACGACGAAAGCAUGAGUUGCAUGUUUGGUGGAUAAAAUUGCGUAUUGGGAAGGAAUAACAAUCUUUUUCUUAAAUCUCCAUGAAUCACAAUUGCUCCGUCAGUUACCGGGGAGCUUUUUGCUGAAGAGUUUGAUGCGAAAGUCACACUACAAUAUUAUUCAAACUGAGGACGUAUGAGGCCACAAAAACAUUUUUCUUCACAGUUUCAACAGACCACCUCCAAAUCUCAGGCCUGUUGAAAAUUUCUAGGGCAGAUCUGUGUAAUUUGGAAAUCAAUUUGGUCCUUUUUCUACUUAGGUUCAAUAUGGUAAUGCUGAAAAGGGUUUACAUAAGAUAUGGUGAUGCUAGAUCUAGUAAUGAGCUUUAAGAGAUAGAAGCAGAGUUCAGUGCAUAAAGUACUUGGAGAUAUCUGUAAUUCUCAACCACUGGUAGCUUUAACUUCCAAAGAGUUGAUUGGAGUCGAAAAUAUGACCCUAUAAAUAUCAAACCAAUUCGCUUGCAGGCCUUGGCCAUCAGGAAUGCAAUGUUGCCUUUGUGUAAGCUCUUGGAAAGUUGUAACUAUUUUGUUUAGUUUUAAUUUAGACAACAUAUCUUUGGAGAUGUUAAUGACAACUUGAGCUGCUACUUGAAAGUUGACAGUUGGAGAUUAGUUCUCAGCAGCUGCUUGUGGAAUUUUGCUGAGCCUCCGGUACCAUGGUUUAUAUUUUGUACAGUAUUCAGUCAAUGCUCUUGACAAACGUUGCUGAUUAAGUUUUCAUGAGCAUUGCACAUAGUUAUUCAUUUAUCUAUAAGUUGGUAGAACAGAACACGACCUGCUAUAUUGGAAUCUAUUCUAAAUAUUACCAGUAUUGAGUUCACUGAAAAGGGUAGCUUUUCUUUAUUGAGAAGAAAGAGUGAAUGGAUAGAGAGAACUGAGACAAUGUUAUCUAGCAUUCCACAAGUCUUCCCCUUUUUCAGAAAAUCACCUCUCGAAAGUACUUUUUCUACAAUUAGCAGUUUGGAAAAUGACAGUGUAUCUGCUCUCACAUUGAAAGUGAGCACAGAUCGGGAAGCUUACAGGCCUGGAGACUUAAUCAUUGCCACAGUAGAAAUACACAAUGCAAAUUGUUUGGUUGAAAGUGGUGGACAAACGGAGAUUGGUGUAGAUGUCAGAGAUGCAGUUCAAAUUGAAAAGAUAAUUGUUGAAGUAAAAGGGAUUCAAAAGUUUGAUACACAAUGGGUCAUCACACAAAAACCAUCACCAGGAUCAAAACAAAGACGUGGGGAACAUGCAAUCUUUGCUUCGACUCCAACUUCCAUUGUCUCUAACAUGACACUUGGUCCUGGAUGCAUUAAAACAUAUAUGAUACGUGCAGCACUACCAAAUGCUAUUCCACCAUCAUUCAGGGGUACUGUUGUACGCUACUUAUACUAUCUUGUGGUGACUCUACAUGGAAGGCAUGUUUCCAUUAACAACGACCAAAGUCCCAAUCAUUCAAGGUCAUUGCAUGUGCAAGCCAGAAAUCCAUUAAAUAUAUGGAGUGCUCCUAAUAAUAACAGCAUAACAAAUGAGGAGGUGCAGAGCAAGGACUAUUUUGAAGCGGAAGGUGUUGUCCCUAAAUCACUACCACAUGUGGAAAUUUUCUGGAAGGAAAAGGAUGAUGAUUCUGAAUGGUCUAGGGCAGAUGAAAUAAUUUGUGCAAUUGAAGAUGACUAUGGUGGAAAUAGUAACGUAAAAGGAAAUCUGGAUCUCGUUUCUGAGCGCUCCUCAGUUUUGCAAUCACCUCUAGCUACACCAAGAAGUUCCAGUCGUAAUGAACAAUAUGGAUUUGGUUCUUUUAAAAAGCCUCCUCAGUUAACAGCGUUAUCUUCAGAAGCAGUCUAUGAUACUGGUGGAAGUGCAUUAUUGCAACGUGGAAAUCUUGCUGACAGACCUUCUUUCAGAAGAAAGACAAGUCAACAGAAUGCAACUUUUAGCACUAUUGAACCCGUAAUUGGAGCUUUUCCCUCUGAAUCCUUUCUACGAGGGCGAUCAUACAAUAUCAGAAUGGAAGAUCAAGUUUUAGUUCGAUUCUCUCCAAAGAAUUCUGAUGCAACUUACUACUUUGGUGAUACGAUUGGAGGAGUUCUCACAUUUUUCCAUGAAGAAGGUCCAAGAAGAUGCCUUGAGGUGUCUGUAACACUGGAGAAUAUGGAAACUGUUAGUCCAGCUUUCAUCCAUUCUUCUCGGAAACACUCUCCGAUUAUUACAAAGAUUCAAAGCGAUUACCAUGAAGUUGUCGCAAACAUUGUGCAGACACAUUUUAUGUUUUCUAUUCCCAUAGAUGGACCAAUGUCUUUCUCUACACCUCAUGUUUCCUUACAAUGGGUUCUUCGUUUUGAGUUUAUAACUACAUCCAAACAUGUGGAUUGGAGACAGUAUGAGCAUCCCCUUCUUAUAGAGGAAAGAGAGAAAGGCGAAUGGGUUUUGCCUAUUAGUGUCCAUUCACCUGUUCCACGAACUCAUGUAACUUCUGCCAGGAAAGAAAGACCCUUUUCUCCAAAUAGUUUCUGGGUUGGCUCUCCAGGCUCAGCUGGAAGAAGCCAAAUGCAAUCAUCUUUUCUUUCGAGAUGGGAGACAUCAAAUGGAGGGGAUGUCACGGGAAAUUUUAUUGGCUAAAAGAGUGAACAUUAUGGUAGGACAGCUGUCACUAUCCUUUCAGUGGUCACACAGCUUUGGUGUUUGAGGUUGGCAUUCCCAAACAUUGGACAGACACACCAUACCCAUUGGUAUAUGAUGUCCUACAUGCAGGCAACUGAGUUUUCUUAAUAAAUGGAUGAGUCCAUUUUCUUCUUCAAAAUCCGAUCCCUUUUGUCCUUGUACAUUAUAUUUACCACUUCUAAUGAGUUUCCAGAAAAUUUAAAAACCAUGUAUCAGUUAUUUUUUCUGAUGAUUAUUUCUUCUGGCCUAACACGACAAUCUGUUUGGUCUUCUAAUAUAGUCCAAUGCCAGUAUGUACACGUGGUCGCAAUAUUUUUCUCCAACUCAGUUGCAGGAGAUGGAUGUCUUCUACAUGUGGAUCAGUUAAACAAUUUUGGGAUAUUGUUUUCUUAAUGAAUCAAACAUUGAGAGAUCUGUUGCCAAUAUUAUAAUCUUAAUUUUUUUUA
Messenger RNA from Cryptomeria japonica (Japanese cedar), 3149 nucleotides. RefSeq lists its product as uncharacterized. Gene Ontology annotation, cellular component: Golgi membrane; Ric1-Rgp1 guanyl-nucleotide exchange factor complex. The transcript is spliced from 12 exons. NCBI's taxonomy places the organism in Eukaryota, Viridiplantae, Streptophyta, Pinopsida, Cupressales, Cupressaceae. The record is from RefSeq and is a predicted model, not a curated record. Bases 943 to 2661 code for a protein of 572 amino acids. Gene Ontology annotation, biological process: retrograde transport, endosome to Golgi.